Peromyscus californicus insignis is the source of this 3599-nucleotide messenger RNA. Its product is annotated as zinc finger protein 420-like. Bases 290 to 2764 code for a protein of 824 amino acids. The transcript is spliced from 5 exons. NCBI's taxonomy places the organism in Eukaryota, Metazoa, Chordata, Mammalia, Rodentia, Cricetidae. Gene Ontology annotation, biological process: regulation of DNA-templated transcription. The record is from RefSeq and is a predicted model, not a curated record.
GCGGAGGCUGCUCAGAAGGACACUGUCAGCUCCCGCUGGCUUGCCCUUGGUGGUGGCGGCGCCUCGGCCGGCCGCUUACGUCAUCCCCUGCGGCCUGCUGCGGCCGUUUCCACGCACUAUAAUCUCGGUGCUUCCCUGUGGACCGAGAGCCACUUUCAAGUGUUUGUCCGUCUCAGUUCUCUCCCUUGCUCCUCGCUUGCUCUCUUAAGUGUUGUCUGUCUGUCUGCUUCUCUCAUGUCCUCAGGCGGAGACCGACUUUCGCUCUCCCCUCUGGCACUAGGCCUGUUGCAUGUGGCGUGUUCUCUUAGCAGCCCACCCUGGCCUGCCGCCAGAGGUACAGGGUUUUCAGCCGCUUUAUCCUUACAGUCACAGACUUCAGUAUUGUGUUGUUGAUUUUUUCCCAUUGUCGGGAAGUUUGAGAUUAGGGCCCACAUUGCUCAGUGAGUCCUGCUCACCUGUGAAUCAGAACAAAGAACCCUGGAUGGUGAAGAGAGAGGAGACAGUAGCAAAGGAUCCAGACAUAGAAACUCGGAGAAGAGCAACAAGAAGAAUGAAUGCUUCUCUAGUAGAUGCUUCCGAGACUCUGUUAUCAUUCAGGGAUGUGACUGUGGACCUCUCGAAGGAAGAAUGGGAAUGCCUAGAUUGUGCUCAGAGGGCAUUGUACAUAGAUGUAAUGUUGGAGAAUUACAACAAUCUAGUCUUUGUAGGGAACCACUGCAUAUGUUAUAAAUAUGAGAAUGUCUUGGAUGAAAGAUCAAAGCAUACUGUUCAUCAGCAUGUGUGUACCCAAGCAAAGCCUUGUAAUGAGCCUGGCAAAAUUGUUUAUGAAUCCUCCCAAUAUACACCUUGUAAUACUAGCGAUAGCACAGGAAUCUUCAACAAGUACAUAUUUGGUAACCACGGAGAUUCCUCUGUUGAAUCAUUAAAUGUAAACAGACAUAAAAGUGGAGACUCUGCAGAAGAACCUUGCAAAGGUGUAGGCUGUUUAAACUGUUUAAAUUUGUGUUUCAUCAUUAGUCAAAAUCAAAGUGUCCAGGCAGAAAAGAUAGAAAACAAAAAUACAGAGCAUGAUAAAUCUUCUGACUCUAAACAUAAACUCAUGCUGGGAAGAACCAAUAGUGGAAAGAAACCACACCUAAGCCAAAAGUAUGGAAAAUGCUUCAAGAUAGACUCAAGGCUUAGUAGUCAUCAUAGAGAAAAUACUAAACAGAAACACAAAGUUCAUUGCAAGUUCCAUUAUGGAGAAAAAACCAACAAAUGUACAGAGUGUCCUAAGUGCUCUUACCAUACGUCAGAAUUUAAAAGACAUUCCAGGGUGCAUUCUGUUGAGCACACUUCCAAAUAUAGUGAAUGUGACAAAUCCUUUGUCAGUUCUUCAGAUCUUAGAAAACAUCAGAGAUUUCAUACAGGAGAGAAACCUCACAAUUGUAGUGAAUUUAACAAAUCCUCUACCAUUGCCUCACAUACUAGAACUCAUCAGAGAAAUAGCAGAGAUAAUCCUUACAAAUGUGGUGAAUGCGACAAAUCCUUUAUCAACUGCUCAGUUCUUAAAAGACAUCAGAGAAUUCAUACAGGAGUGAAACCUUACAAAUGUAGCGAUUGUGACAAAUCCUUUAUCAGUUGCUCAGAUCUUAGAACUCAUCAGAGAAUUCAUACAGGAGAGAAACCUUACAAAUGUAGUGAAUGUGACAAAUCCUUUAUCACUUGCUCAGUUCUAAGAAGACAUCAGAGAAUUCAUACAGGAGAGACACCUUACAAAUGUAUUGAAUGUGACAAAUCCUUUAUCAGUUGCUCAGAUCUUAGAAGACAUCAGAGAAUUCAUACCAGAGAGAAACCUUACAAAUGUAGUGAGUGUGACAAAUGCUUUACACAGCAAAGCCAUCUCAGAAGUCAUCAGAGAACUCAUAGACGAGAAAAACCUUACAAAUGUAGUAAAUGUGACAAGUCUGUUAUCAAUUGCUCAGUUUUUAGAAGAUGUAAAAGAAGUAAUACUGGAGACAAACGUUUCAAAUGUGGUGAAUGCAACAAAUCUUUUAUCAGUUGCUCAGUUCUUAGAAGACAUCAAAGAAUUCAUACAGGAGAGGCACCUUACAAAUGUAGUGAGUGUGACAAAUCCUUUAUCACUUGCUCAGAUCUUAGAAGACAUCAGAGAAUUCAUACCAGAGAGAAACCUUAUAAAUGUAGUGAAUGUGACAAAUCCUUUACACAGAAAGGCCAUCUCCGAAGUCAUCUGAGAAUCCAUAUACGAGAAAAACCUUACAAAUGUAGUGAAUGUGACAAAUCCUUUAUCAGUUGCUCAGUUCGUAGAAGAUAUCAGAGACGUCAUACUGGAGACAAACCUUUCAAAUGUGGUGAAUGCGACAAAUCUUUUAUCAGCUGCUCAGUUCUUAGAAGACAUCAGAGAAUUCAUACAGGGGAGAAACCUUACAAAUGUAGUGAAUGUGACAAAACUUUUAUCACUUGCUCAGAUCUUAGAACUCAUCAGAGAAUUCAUACAGGAGAGAAACCUUUCAAAUGUAGUAAAUGUGACAAAUCCUUUAUCACUUCCUCAAUUCUUAGAAGACAUCAGAGAAUUCAUACAGGAGACAAACCUUACAAAUGCAGUGAAUGUGACAAAUCCUUUAUCACUUGCUCAGAUCUUAGAAGACAUCAGAAAAUUCAUGCAGGAGACAAACCUUAUAAAUGUAGUGAAUGUGACAAAUCCUUUAACCAGAAAAGCACUCUUAUAACUCAUCAGAGAAUUCAUACGGGAGAGAAAUCCUAAAAAUGUACUCAUCUCUUAGAUGACAUUAGAGUAUUCAUACAGAAGAGCAACAUUACAAACAUAGUCAAUGCAAGAAAUCUUUGCCCACAAAUCACCCUGAGAACAUAUCAAAGAAUUCAUACCAGAGAGAAUCUUUACAAUGUAAUAUAUGAGGGAAAGCCUUUACUGCCUCUCACGUCUAUGGAAAACCUCUGAAAAGUCAUAAUAGGGGAGAAAAGUUUCCAUAGGAAAUAAUGUGGCAUAUUCAUUCAUAUUCUGCCUUAGUAAUACUUAAGGCUUCACACUACAGAAUAAUUGUGAGCAUGAGAAAUGUGAAAGCUUUUAAAUAACUUUAAAAUCUUAGAAUACAUCAAGAGUUUAUACUGAGGGAAAUUCUGAAAAUGUUUUCUUUUUAAACUGUGAAACGUUCAAUACUUCAAUAUGAAUAUAAAACACAGAAACCUGUAGAAUGUACUGUUGUGUAGCAGUUUACUGGAGACUGAAGCGAUCCCUCUUGGAAGGGAGCUGACUAAAGCAUGAAAUAUACACCUCCAAAUAGCUUCAAGAAAUCUCUGAAACUGACAGGAUUCAGUAUGAUUAACUCAAGAAACUCAGACAGAUCAUAUAGCUUGAAGAGGGUUUGACAAAAUGAUCUAUCGAGAUAUGAUGCUCUUUUACUUGUAGAUAUGCCUGCAGGUGUUCAGUGUGCUCCAGGUGUCCUAUAUUCAUAUGCUGUAUCCCAUGCUUGUUUGGAGCUUCAUGAUAACAACUGUGUUUGAGUCCCCUGUGCUCCAGUAAGCAACUGCUUCCCUAUAUUCCUCGAAGUAACUGCAAUAAAUCUCAUUGAUUCAGCAAA